GCCCCCCUUACUUGCAUCCUUGUCUGAAAAAACGAGCAAUAAGCGUGCGUUCCUACCUGUUUAGCAUUCUUUCUCCUCUAUAGGAGAGGCAUUCCCUUCGUUGGAGUGCGCUUCUGCUGAGUGUUUCCUUCGUUUUCUAGGCUUUCCUCUCUCUCUCUCUCUCUCUCUCUAUCGGCUUUCUCUCGGUGGCUUAAGGACCUAGCUAGAUACCGAUAUUUUUUCUCAUUUCUUAAUAAUUUUUGGUGGGUUCAAAAUUCAAUUCUCAUUCAACGGUUAGGUGAGAGAAUAUUAAGGAUAACAUCAGUAAAGCAAUUGGGGUUGAUUCUUACUUCAGGGAAGUCUCAUGACACUGGAAGUGUCCCGUAUAAAAGCGUAAGCUUUCCAAGAUAUUUUAAACCCAAAGUUAUCAGGUGCACAUCAUCAACAAUGACUGUCACACCAAGAAUUUCUAUCAACGAUGGGAACCUUAUGGUUCAUGGGAAGACCAUCCUCACUGGAGUGCCAGACAACAUCAUUUUGACUCCAGGAUCUGUUGUUGGGCUUGUUACUGGUACUUUUGUUGGUGCGACUGCUUCUGAUAGCAAAAGCCUUCAUGUCUUUCCUAUAGGUGUUUUAGAAGGUCUCCGAUUUAUGUGCUGUUUCCGAUUCAAACUAUGGUGGAUGACUCAGAGAAUGGGAACAUGUGGGAAAGAUGUCCCUUUGGAGACUCAAUUCAUGCUCAUAGAGAGCAAGGAAGAAGAUGAUCCUAGUGCCCCAACAAUCUACACUGUUUUCCUCCCACUCCUUGAAGGCCAAUUCCGUGCUGUUCUGCAAGGCAAUGACAAGAAUGAGAUUGAGAUAUGCCUUGAGAGUGGAGAUAACACUGUUGAAACAGACCGAGGCCUUUACCUUGUCUACAUGCAUGCUGGGACCAAUCCGUUUGAAGUUAUCAACCAGGCUGUAAAGGCGGUGGAGAAACACAUGCAAACUUUCCUUCUCCGAGAGAAGAAGAAGUUGCCUUCAUUUCUUGAUUGGUUUGGCUGGUGCACAUGGGAUGCUUUCUACACUGAUGUUACUGCCGAGGGUGUUGAGGAAGGCCUCAAAAGUCUAUCUGAGGGAGGGACUCCACCUCGAUUUUUGAUCAUAGAUGAUGGCUGGCAGCAGAUUGAAACUAAGCCCAAGGAGAGUGAUAGUGUUGUACAAGAAGGGGCACAGUUUGCGAGUAGGUUGACAGGGAUUAGAGAGAAUUCAAAAUUCCAAAGGAAUGGUCAAAACAAUGAACAGAUCUCGGGCCUAAAACAUGUUGUACAAGAAGCCAAGCAGUAUCAUAAUGUGAAGUAUGUAUAUGUUUGGCAUGCUUUGGCUGGUUAUUGGGGUGGAGUCAAACCUGCAGCUGCUGGUAUGGAACAUUAUGAUACAGCAUUGGCAUAUCCUGUUCAGUCCCCAGGUGUCUUGGGCAACCAGCCGGACAUAGUUAUGGACAGCCUUGCUUUUCAUGGCCUGGGUUUGGUGCAUCCUAAGAAAGUUUUCAACUUCUACAAUGAGCUUCAUGCCUAUCUGGCUUCAUGUGGAGUUGAUGGAGUGAAGGUUGACGUGCAAAACAUUAUUGAGACCCUUGGUGCUGGGCAUGGUGGUAGAGUAUCUCUUACCCGCAGUUAUAUACAGGCCCUUGAAGCCUCAAUUGCCCGAAACUUCCCUGACAAUGGAUGCAUAGCAUGUAUGUGUCAUAACACUGAUGGAAUCUACAGCACCAAGCAGACUGCUGUUGUUAGAGCUUCUGAUGACUUUUAUCCUAGGGACCCUGCCUCUCACACUAUCCACAUUUCCUCAGUGGCUUACAACACUCUUUUCCUUGGAGAAUUUAUGCAACCUGACUGGGAUAUGUUCCAAAGCUUACACCCAGCUGCAGAAUACCAUGCUGCUGCUCGUGCAAUUGGUGGAUGUGCUAUCUAUGUCAGCGAUAAGCCUGGCAACCACAACUUUGAGCUCUUGAAGAAGCUGGUCCUACCUGAUGGAUCAGUUCUCCGCACCCAAUUGCCUGGCAGGCCUACUCUUGACUGUCUGUUUGCUGAUCCAGCUAGAGAUGGGAUUAGCUUGCUCAAGAUAUGGAAUGUGAACAUAUGCUCUGGUGUGGUGGGUGUUUUUAACUGCCAAGGUGCUGGUUGGUGCAAGAUCACCAAGAAAACCCGGAUUCAUGAUGUAUCACCUGGUACCCUUACUGGUUCUGUUUGUGCCAGUGAUGUUGAUUCAAUCACUCAGGUUGCUGGUGCAGACUGGAACGGUGAGACUGUGGUUUAUGCUCAUAUAUCAGGGGAGGUUGUACGGUUACCUAAAGGUGCUUCGGUGCCAGUAACACUUAAGGUUCUUGAGUAUGAACUAUUCCACUUCUGUCCAGUCAAGGAGAUUACUGCAAACAUUUCAUUUGCACCAAUAGGCCUGCUUGACAUGUUCAAUAGCAGUGGUGCUGUGGAGCAGCUCGAAGUACACAUGACAUCUGAUGAGAAGCCAGAGCUCUUUGAUGGUGAGGUUUCCUCGGAGUGGACAACUUCACUCAGCGACAACCGGAGUCCAACUGCAACAAUCACCCUUAAAGUUAGGGGUUGUGGAAGGUUUGGUGCUUACUCUUCUCAACGUCCAUUGAAGUGCACUGUGGGCAAUGCUGAGACUCACUUCAACUAUGACUUAGCGAACGGAUUGGUGACACUUACUCUGCCAGUUCCACAGCAGGAGAUGUACCGAUGGCCCAUAGAAAUUAAAGUCUAAGUAGCAUCAAAUGUCAUCAUUUGUACGGGACUGAGGGGGGAUUUCAUGACUGUAUAGCCGUAGUGAUGUGUAUUAUGUGGGGAAAUGGGGAGUGAGAGAGGCCCUCACAUAUAAUAGGCCGUUAGGGGUGUACCGUGUUGUGGCCACUUUCUCUAAUAAAGUUGCCUAUUUUUCAAAAAAUCGUUGUGUUUCUUGUCCAUAUUUCAGAAGCUGAAUUAUAGGCUUCUAUUGCCCAAAUUGUCGAAUUUAGGGAACUCGAAAUACUUUUGGAGCUUCCAACCAAUUAAGUUUCAAGCAACCGAAAUAUUAUGCAAUGACUUUCAUUUUGUGUCCUUCAGAAUGAAAACGAGGUUGUAAUUUGAGGGAAGAUAUGGUCCAACAUUCCCUCUGUUAUCAUACAGUAUCGGGCUCCUGAGGGUGCAAAAUUACUUUUCCUUGACAGAUGAUUAUUAGUUUCUAGGUAAACCCUUUCUGAGAUUCAGUGAGUAUAUAUCAGACCCCUUCUCAUACCAUCU
Messenger RNA from Durio zibethinus, 3257 nucleotides. The record is from RefSeq and is a predicted model, not a curated record. NCBI's taxonomy places the organism in Eukaryota, Viridiplantae, Streptophyta, Magnoliopsida, Malvales, Malvaceae.